This is a messenger RNA of Oryzias latipes (Japanese medaka), 2602 nucleotides long. It is a transcript of the gene acvr1l, whose product is annotated as activin A receptor, type 1 like. NCBI's taxonomy places the organism in Eukaryota, Metazoa, Chordata, Actinopteri, Beloniformes, Adrianichthyidae. Gene Ontology annotation, biological process: transforming growth factor beta receptor signaling pathway; cellular response to growth factor stimulus; heart development. Gene Ontology annotation, cellular component: BMP receptor complex; plasma membrane. Gene Ontology annotation, molecular function: transmembrane receptor protein serine/threonine kinase activity; ATP binding. The record is from RefSeq and is a predicted model, not a curated record.
GAUGACGUCACAGUUAGCAUGUAUAGUAAAACAUCCAGGGGCUUGGCGGCUCCCUAGUGUUUUCGGCUCUUGCUCCACAAAUAUCUACAUUUGCUUAUUUCUACGCCUGACGCGCGUGCACAGAACCAUCGCGGAAUGAGUUAGAGUGUGUUUUUAGUGUGCCAGAGCACUGAACAUGGGACUGUGCUGCGUUCACGUCCUCCUACUGCUCUUUCUGCAGGCUCUGCGAGCAUUUGCUGAAGGCUCAGAUGUACAUCUGGUGUGUCUUUGUGAAGGCCCAAAAUGCCUCCAGGCCACAGAGUGCCACGGCUCUCAGUGCUUCUCCUCUGUUAUCGUCCUGAGUGAUGGAGAUGUGUUUGAGCGCGGCUGUUUAAAUGGGCCGAAUAAAAUCCGCCUCCACUGCUCCACACCUCCAUCUGUCAAGCAAGCCAUCCUCUGCUGUGCCCAGGACAAAUGUAACGGCAACACCACCGUGAGCUCACUGAAGUCUCUCCUGCCAUCAGCCCCAGAAGGUCAGCCAGUACGAUACCGCGUGGAGAUGUUUGCGCUCUUUGUACUGGGCCCUGUGGUGGUUCUGGUUCUGCUGUCUGUGGUGUCGGUGCUGGCCUGCAGGAGGCUCCACCACGGCCGACUGCAGAGGCUGCAGGAGUUUGAUCCCGAGCAGGGAGCCAUAGACGGCCUCAUCUCCUCCAACGUGGGGAACAGCACUUUAGCGGACCUCUUGGAUCAGUCGUGCACAUCAGGGAGCGGGUCAGGCCUUCCCUUCCUGGUCCAGAGGACUGUAGCCAGACAGACAAGUCUGCUGGAGUGUGUGGGUAAGGGCCGGUAUGGAGAGGUGUGGCGAGGCCAGUGGCAGGGCGAGAACGUGGCGGUGAAAAUCUUCUCCUCCAGAGAUGAAAAGUCUUGGUUCAGAGAAACUGAAAUCUACAGCACCGUGCUGCUGAGGCAUGAAAACAUACUUGAGUUCAUGGCGUCGGACAUGACUUCUCGUAACUCCAGCACCCAGCUGUGGCUGAUCACCCACUACCAUGAAAACGGCUCGCUGUACGACUACCUGCAGCGAGUCGCGGUUGAGACGUCGGAGGGCCUGGCCAUGGCGGCGUCUGUGGCCUGCGGGCUGGUGCACCUGCACACAGAGAUCAUCGGCACGGAGGGAAAAGCCGCCAUCGCACACAGAGACCUGAAGAGCAAAAACAUCCUGGUGACGAAGGAGCUGCGCUGCUGCAUCGCAGACUUAGGGCUGGCUGUGACCCACACUCAAGCAGACAACCUGCUGGAUGUGGGCAGCAACCCCAAGGUUGGCACCAAGCGCUACAUGGCACCCGAGGUGCUGGAUGACAGCAUUCAGACCGACUGCUUCGAUGCCUACAAGAGAGUCGACAUAUGGGCCUUCGGACUGGUGCUGUGGGAGAUAGCCCGCCGCACGUACAGUAACGGUAUUGUAGAAGAGUACAAACCUCCGUUUUACGAUCAGGUGCCAAACGAUCCGAGCUUCGAGGACAUGAAGAAGGUGGUGUGUGUGGAGCAGCAGAGACCCUUUAUUCCCAACCGCUGGUUCUCAGAUCCUACUCUCUCGGCUCUGGUGAAGCUGAUGAAGGAGUGCUGGUACCAGAACCCCUCUGCUAGACUUACAGCACUCCGCAUCAAGAAGACCCUGGACAAGAUUCAAAGCUCUCUUGAGAAGGGCAAGGAGUCGUAAGGGAGGAGCCUCAGGUGCGGCGUCCAGCGAGAAGAAAGGCUGACCGGGAAGGCGGAGCUCUGAAGCGGCUCCACUCUGUUUUUAUCCUCUUGUGGAUGCCUUCCACCCACCUCCCUCUGUUUGACUUGAAGAUGUUCAGACGUCCAUCAGUUCCCCUUCAUCUGAAGCGUUUACUGUUCGGAAACGGACGCCGUUUUGUUUUUCACCUAACGACACUUGAACGCCCACGUCAGACUCUUUUCAAUCUUUGGCCUUUCUUCAACCCAAACAUAACAUCCAGAUCUCCAGCAGAGCGCUGCUGACAGACAAUCAUUUAGCUUCACGUGCCAGGAAAUCGCUGUUACAAAAGGAAAAGAGCCAAUCAAAUCAACUGUGGGGUUUUAAAUAUAGUUUUUUGUUGUUUUUUUUUAUCAAAACACCAGAAUAUUUAUGUGUUGAAUCUUCACUGUUGCCACACUACUGAGGAUCUGGAGGACUGGACUGUAAACGUAAAGAUGAACUCAAGUAGGAAUUUAUUUACUGGAAAGAAACUUGGAGGGAAAAAAAACACUACAGGCACAUUUUUAAAGCUGGUUUGUGUAGAAAUAGCACACUUUAAGUAUGAACUUGUCUGCAGCUGAACUUGAAAGUAUGAACAUAUCCGGUGCGUCGACACGUUCGACGCAUGUUCGACACGUGCAGAAAGGAAUCGGGACAGACGUGUUUGUGCUAAAAACAAACAUGUAGCAUGCUGGAUCUUUCCAGUUCUGCCACAUUCUUUAAGUUGCCUAAAGAGAAAAUCAAAACAACUUGAUGUUGAAACUUUUAUUGAAGACUGGUUUCAGCACUAAAAGUGCUUUUGCUUUGUUUUGGUGGGGAAAAAAAUGUUUUUUUAUAUGUAAUAAAACAUUAACUGCAGUGUAA